GUUUUCCACCUGUCCGCGAAUAUGCAUCUCUCCGUUCGACGUCAGACAGAUCCACCGCAAAACACGAAGUACGAAGAAGAUAUUGAUUACGUGACGAAACACAACAAAUGGGUUUUGAAUUCCAUCGGGAUGUGGCCCGUUGUGGCAGAAGGCAUCGACAAAUUUUUACCAAAAAUCAUAAUCGGAUUCAGUAAUUUGGUAUCGCUUUUUACGGUUGUGCAGUGUAUACUACACAUUAUAUUAGAGGAAAAAGAUGCUUUAUUACGACUGAGGCUCUUGGGAUUGGCUUGCUUUGCUUCAAUCAACCUGUUGAAGUAUUGGGCUGUUAUAGUGCGCAAACCGAACAUCGAAUACUGUAUCAAACAGGUGCAGACAGAUUGGAAACAGGUAGAGUUUCAAAAAAAUCGCAUGCUGAUGCUAAAAUACGGAAAGAUCGGCAGAGAUCUGACCAUAUAUAGUGCCGUGUUCAUGUAUAGUGCUGGCAUAUGCUACGUUACGAUCAUGCAGUAUGCAAUGGGAAUGAGCCUAAAGGCAAAUAAUCGUACGAUCAGAGUGUUAGUGUACCCUACGUAUAGUGGAUUUUUCGAUGCUCAGAAAAGCCCCAUUUACGAAAUCGUGUACGUUCUCCAAUGUAUGUGCACAUUUGUGUUCAACUCUGUGACAGUUGGGUGUUGUGGAUUAGCCGCACUUUUUGUAACACAUGCCUGUGGACAGAUUGAUGUCGUCAUAUCUCAAUUAAAUGAUCUGGUUGAAGGAAAAUUCGCCAAGAAAAAUUCUGAUCCGAACACUCGACUGAUGGAAAUCGUAAAACAUCACAUAAGAAUUUUAAAAUUUUCUGCGGUGAUUGAGACGGUUCUGCAAGAGGUGUGUUUUUUCGAAUUCGUUGGUUCCACGUUUGUAAUAUGCUUGCUCGAAUACUACUGUAUAACGGUACGUUCUUGUUGUUGCUGGUUUGUAUUUCUAAAGUUUAUGGUAUUUUUAUGUCUUUAGUAGGAUUGGCAACAAAAUAAUAAAAUUGGUUUGACAACGUACUCGAUGCUACUAGUAUCCUUGACGUUCAACAUGUUCUUGUUAUGCUACAUUGGCAAUCUUCUAAUAGAAAAGAGUACUAGCGUCGGAAUAUCCUGCUACAUGAUAGACUGGUAUCGCUUACCAGUCAAGACAGUUCAAGAUCUCAUCUUAAUCAUUGCCAUGUCGAAUAGUCCGGCGAAAAUUAGCGCCGGUAGGAUAUUUCUCUUAUCCUUAACCACUUUCGGAAAUGUUCUAAAAACGUCAUUCGCGUACUUAAAUUUCGUCCGGAAUACCAUUAUGUACUAAUUUCACAAUUAUUCUGUUAUUUUCUUGUAUUCAGUUGUAGAAUAUUGAAUAAAGAAAUAUACUGUAAAAACAUAUACAGUAUUAAAAUAUACAUUAUUAGACAGUUAAAAAUCUGCAUUAGAUCAAGUAGUAAAUAUUGUAAUUUAUAUUACGUC
Messenger RNA from Bombus impatiens (common eastern bumble bee), 1472 nucleotides. RefSeq lists its product as uncharacterized. Lineage: Eukaryota; Metazoa; Arthropoda; Insecta; Hymenoptera; Apidae. Gene Ontology annotation, molecular function: odorant binding; olfactory receptor activity. The record is from RefSeq and is a predicted model, not a curated record. Gene Ontology annotation, cellular component: plasma membrane. Gene Ontology annotation, biological process: detection of chemical stimulus involved in sensory perception of smell; sensory perception of smell.